Molecule: messenger RNA, 4956 nt
Organism: Nannizzia gypsea CBS 118893
Lineage: Eukaryota; Fungi; Ascomycota; Eurotiomycetes; Onygenales; Arthrodermataceae
Product: kinesin-II subunit
Exons: 2
Coding region: 1-4956 (1651 amino acids)
Biological process (GO): cytoskeleton-dependent intracellular transport; microtubule-based movement
Cellular component (GO): microtubule; kinesin complex
Molecular function (GO): ATP binding; microtubule binding; ATP hydrolysis activity
Source: RefSeq, a predicted model, not a curated record
AUGGAGGGCGGAGGAGGAAACAUCAAGGUCGUCGUGCGCGUCCGCCCGUUCAACUCAAGGGAACGCGAUCGAAAUGCAAAAUGUAUAGUCCAGAUGAAAGGCGCCCAGACGGUGCUCACCCCUCCUCCCGGCGCUGAAGAAAAGUCUCGCAAGGGCGGCAAGUCCUCUGCCACAGGAGCCAACGCAACCCCCGAGGGUCCCCGAGUCUUCGCAUUCGACAAAUCAUACUGGUCCUUCGACAGGAAAGCUCCCAACUACGCCGGCCAAGAAGACCUCUUCACCGACCUCGGUGCGCCCUUGCUCGACAAUGCCUUCCAAGGCUACAACAACUGUAUCUUCGCUUACGGCCAGACGGGAUCCGGCAAGUCGUAUUCCAUGAUGGGCUACGGCGAAGAGGCAGGCGUGAUACCCAAGAUCUGCAAGGAGAUGUUCCAGCGUAUUUCGGGCAUGCAGGUAGCGGACAAAAACCUGACGUCGACGGUGGAAGUGUCGUAUUUGGAAAUCUACAAUGAGCGGGUGCGGGACUUGCUUAACCCGGCUAAUAAGGGGAACUUGAAGGUUCGCGAGCAUCCUUCUACGGGACCUUAUGUGGAGGAUCUAGCGAAGUUGGUGGUGCAGAGUUUUUCGGAGAUAGACCAUUUGAUGGAUGAAGGUAAUAAGGCGAGAACGGUCGCGGCGACCAAUAUGAAUGAGACCUCGAGUAGAUCGCAUGCUGUCUUUACCUUGACGCUUACGCAGAAGAGACAUGAUAAGGAGACGACGAUGGAUACCGAGAAGGUGUCGAGGAUCAGUCUGGUGGAUCUGGCGGGAUCCGAGAGAGCGACGUCUACCGGUGCGACGGGUGCGAGGUUGAAAGAAGGUGCGGAGAUUAAUCGAUCGCUGUCCACGCUGGGUCGAGUCAUUGCUGCCCUGGCCGAUUUGUCCUCGGGCAAGAAGAAGGCAGUGGUGCCGUAUCGAGACUCGGUUUUGACUUGGUUGCUUAAGGAUUCGUUGGGCGGUAACUCCAUGACGGCUAUGAUUGCUGCUAUCUCCCCGGCAGAUAUCAACUACGAUGAAACACUGAGUACGUUGCGAUAUGCCAAUUCAGCCAAACGUAUCAAGAACCAUGCAGUUGUCAACGAAGACCCCAACGCGAGAAUGAUACGCGAGCUCAAGGAGGAACUCGCUCAGUUGAGAAGCAAGCUGGGCGGUGGUGCUGUUGGUGUCCCUGGUGCGCCCGCCUCUGCUACUUCUACGGGGAUACCGCAGGAAGAGUACCCGCCCGGAACACCGCUGGAGGAACAGAUGGUUACCAUCAUGCAAGCGGACGGUUCAGUCAAGAAAGUCAGCAAAGCUGAGAUCGUCGAGCAGCUCGACCAGAGUGAAAAGCUGUACAAGGACCUCAACCAGACAUGGGAAGAGAAGCUGCAGAAGACAGAGGAAAUCCACAAGGAGCGAGAAGCCGCCCUCGAAGAACUCGGUAUAUCCAUUGAAAAGGGCUUCGUCGGUCUCAGCACGCCCAAGAAGAUGCCCCAUCUAGUUAACUUAUCAGACGACCCCUUAUUGGCCGAGUGUUUGGUAUACAACAUCAAGCCCGGCACGACGACGGUAGGCAACGUCGACGCUACCUCUUCAGCAUGCGAGAUACGACUUAACGGAUCCAAAAUAUUGCAUAAACACUGCACCUUCGAGCAUGCCGAUAACAUCGUCACCGUCAUUCCCUGCGAAGGCGCCGCGGUGAUGGUCAACGGCGUGCGAAUAGAUAGCCCACAGCGACUCAGGAGUGGGUUCAGGAUAAUACUGGGAGAUUUCCACAUUUUCCGAUUCAACCAUCCCAUGGAAGCGCGUGCCGAGAGGGUAGAGCAGAGCCUCCUCCGUCACUCCGUCACAACAAGUCAACUUGGUUCAAACUCAAAUACUCCCGUCCGUGGACAUGAUCGAAACAUAAGCAAAACCGGUUCCGAGAUAGAUGGCGACUCAAGUCGGUCUGGCUCUCCGAUGCCAUCCCAGCGAGGCGGAGGCAGUACAGGACGAGAAGACUGGUUCUAUGCUCGACGAGAAGCAGCGAAUGCGAUAUUAGGUACCGAUCAUAAGAUAUCCGCACUUACAGAUGAUGAGUUAGAUGCGUUGUUCGAUGACGUGCAAAAGGCCCGCGCGGUGCGGAGAGGGUUCUAUGAGAACCGAUUCUUGGAUAUGGAGGAGGAUUCGGACUCGUUGAGCUCAUACCCUAUUCGAGAGAAGUACAUGUCCAACGGGACCAUUGACAAUUUCUCCCUGGACACGGCGUUGACCAUGCCUGGUACCCCGAAACAAGGUGAAUAUGACGAUACCAAUGAAUCCCCCUCGAACGCAAACUCCAGCACCAACGGCAACAACGAACCAGACACCGAAAAGGGGCGGAUGGAGAAGGCCCUGAUGGAAGCUAGAGAAGAGUUCCAGCAGCAGCUCCAACGUCAAAAGGAAGCCUUUGAAACGCAAAUAAAGGGCAUCGCACACCUAUCCGGCCACAUGACCGAGGACGGACCCGGGUUCUCCUUUCUUGAACCACGCGAGAUAGAAGUAGCUCGGAACGUGCUCGCACACUGGCGAAGAAGAAACUACGUCCGCAUGGUCGAGUCCGUUCUCCAGCACGCCUCGCUUCUCAAAGAAGCACAAGUAAUGAGCCACAUAAUGGACAAACACGUCUUUUUCCAAUUCGCCAUCGUCGACGUAGGCCAGAGCAUGGGCUCGUCCUACGAUCUCGUACUAAACGGCAUAUCAGGGGAUGACGACAUGACUCUCGACGAUGCUAAGAAGCCCUGCAUAGCUGUCCGAGUGAUUGAUUUCAAACAUAACGUCAUCUUGCUCUGGUCGUUGGAAAAACUUGAGCGUCGUGUGCAGGCCAUGCGGCAGAUGCAUCAAUACAUCGAUCGACCCGAUUACAUACAACAUUUCAAACUUGAGAAUCCCUUCUCGGAACAGUGUUCGCCUACUUACUCGCUUGUAGGCGACGUAGAUGUCCCGCUCACAGCAGUGUUCGAGUCAAGGGUUCAAGAUUUCUCAGUCGAAGUCGUCUCAAUCUACACCCAGAACGUCAUCGGCAUACUGCGUCUUUCCCUCGAACCUUCCGCUGCCCAAGCGCCUUCGUCAACGCUGAAAUUCAACGUCGUGAUGCGUGACUUGGUUGGUUUCGCUGAACGUGAAGGCACGGAUGUCCAUGCUCAGCUCUUUGUCCCAGGUAUAUCGGAAGAAGGCGGCGCAACGACUACACAAAUCAUACAGGGCUUCGAUGAGAAUCCUGUCCAGUUCGAAAGUGUGCAUAGCAUGAGUCUACCGCUCAACAGUCCCCGAACAUCGACGUUGAAAGUUAGCAUCUUCGCACUCGUGUCCAGCAUGCAUCUUGACAAGCUUCUUAGCUGGGACGAGAUGCGCGAUGCACCUGAAGCACCGCCCCAGAAGCGCAAGGCACCCCGUAUAGCUGAGUCGGAAUACUUCCAGGAAGAAAGACAUGAUGUCUUUGCUGGCGUGCAGAUACUCGAACUCGCGGAGAACGGCGAAUACUUGCCCGUCGACGUCGUGCAGGCUAACAGUCUCGAGGCGGGGACCUAUCAGCUUCAUCAGGGCCUUCAGCGCCGUAUAGUGGUUAACUUAGCUCAUAGCUCGACUGAGAGUUUGCCGUGGGAUGAUGUUACUGCGUUACGAGUCGGUGGUAUCAGGCUACUUGAUCCCUGGGGUAAAGUCCCUGAUCUAGACGAUGGUAAAUCCAUUGAUAUCCCGCUGAAAAUGAUCCAAGAACCCUUGGUCAAGGAUAAUGCGGAUGGAUCUUCGAAUAUCACGAUCAUAGGACAGUGGGACUCGAGUUCUCAUGGCUCCCUGCUCCUCGAUCGCACGACGGCGGAUAAAUAUAAGGUACAAAUAACAUUGCGCUGGAACUUGAUUUCCUCACGUCUACAGGAGCCGAUUGUCUUUGAGCUCGAUCAGUGCCUGCAGAUUCUUGGUCGGUCUAGUGUUCGGCCGCAGUCGAUGUUCAAGCAGUUCUGGUCCUCUACGCGGGUAGUACAUUCGACUUCGCAGAUGUUUUCCGUUGCGGUGCGACCUGUCUCGGCCAAACGGGCAGCGGACCUGUGGCGCAUGAAUACGCAGAACGAUUACAUCAAGGGAGAAGAACUGCUUACUACCUGGUCGCCUAGAAAAGUCUCUUUGAUAAAGGACUAUAUUGCUGCGCGGAAGAGACGACAUCGAAUAGCUGAGAUCGAAGCUGCUCGAGCAGCGCUAAGUGACGGCAGCUUAACCCCAUUGUCCGCAAAUGGCCACUUAACCCCUUUAUCACGAAAUACCCCCGAACACGCCGAAAGACGUGAACAGCUACUACGCAAAUACCUCGGGCUCUGGUCUGCCAGCAAAGAUCCCACCGACACCAUCCUCGUAAAGGGACACAUCGAGCCUCCUCUUCAGGGAGCCGCAUUUGCCCCAACCACAACCGCAUCCACGUUCACCACAGAUAACGACAGCGUAAUCUCCAGCGCCAACGCAUCCUCUCAGCAAUCAACAUCUACCUCCACAGACCGAUUCUCCUCCAAACCUCGCUUCCUCGCUACAAUAACGCAUAUCCCUAAAAACCCUACAGUCCUUAAAUCAGGCUACCUCUACACCCCCGAUGACACCUACAGCCUUUGGGUCCGUCGCUUCGUCGAACUCAGACUACCAUACCUACACAUCUAUUCUGUUCCCGACGGCGAUGAAAUAAACAUCAUCAAUCUACGCAAUUCCCACGUCGAUCAUGAUCCGGACUUCGCCAGACUGCUGGUUGGAUCUAGUGGGAACGGUCUGUCGUCGCGCGGCCAACCGAAUGUCUUCGCUGUGUUCGGGGCGCAGAACACGUUCCUUUUCGCUUCAAGGACCGAAUCCCAGAAGAUCGAGUGGAUUCUAAAGAUCGACGAGGGGUAUUUCAGCGGUAUCAACAGUAACCACGGUAGCCGCGGGCCUUCAAGACGAUAA